Molecule: messenger RNA, 3143 nt
Organism: Lynx canadensis (Canada lynx)
Lineage: Eukaryota; Metazoa; Chordata; Mammalia; Carnivora; Felidae
Gene: PTBP2
Product: polypyrimidine tract binding protein 2
Exons: 14
Coding region: 79-1692 (537 amino acids)
Biological process (GO): regulation of RNA splicing; mRNA processing
Cellular component (GO): nucleus
Molecular function (GO): mRNA binding
Source: RefSeq, a predicted model, not a curated record
CGCCAUUUUCUAGCCGCUUGUGUGUCUCGCUGGCUGCGUGGCUCGGUUCUUGUGAGCGAAGCUUUGUCCGGUUCGGCAAUGGACGGAAUUGUCACUGAGGUUGCAGUUGGCGUCAAGAGAGGAUCUGACGAACUACUCUCAGGCAGUGUUCUCAGUAGUCCAAACUCUAAUAUGAGCAGCAUGGUGGUUACAGCCAAUGGUAAUGAUAGUAAAAAAUUUAAAGGAGAAGAUAAAAUGGAUGGUGCUCCUUCUCGUGUACUUCAUAUUCGAAAGUUACCUGGUGAAGUGACAGAAACUGAAGUUAUUGCUUUAGGCUUACCUUUUGGUAAAGUGACCAACAUCCUUAUGCUGAAAGGAAAAAAUCAGGCAUUUUUGGAACUAGCAACAGAGGAAGCCGCUAUUACUAUGGUUAAUUACUAUUCUGCUGUGACACCUCAUCUCCGUAACCAACCAAUUUAUAUCCAGUACUCCAAUCACAAAGAACUAAAAACAGAUAAUACAUUAAACCAACGUGCUCAAGCAGUUCUUCAAGCUGUGACAGCUGUCCAGACAGCAAAUACGCCUCUUAGUGGCACCACAGUUAGUGAGAGUGCAGUGACUCCAGCCCAGAGUCCAGUGCUUAGAAUAAUUAUUGACAACAUGUACUACCCUGUAACACUUGAUGUUCUUCACCAAAUAUUUUCAAAGUUUGGUGCUGUAUUAAAGAUCAUCACAUUUACAAAAAAUAACCAGUUUCAGGCUCUUCUCCAGUAUGGUGAUCCAGUAAAUGCUCAACAAGCAAAACUAGCCCUAGAUGGUCAGAAUAUUUAUAAUGCUUGCUGUACACUAAGGAUUGAUUUUUCCAAACUUGUGAAUUUGAAUGUAAAAUACAACAAUGAUAAAAGUAGGGAUUAUACUCGACCUGAUCUUCCAUCUGGGGAUGGACAACCUGCAUUGGACCCAGCUAUUGCUGCAGCAUUUGCCAAGGAGACCUCUCUCUUAGGGCUUCCUGUUGCAGCUGUUCCAGGAGCUCUGAGUCCUUUGGCUAUUCCAAAUGCUGCUGCAGCAGCUGCUGCAGCUGCUGCUGGCCGAGUGGGUAUGCCUGGAGUCUCAGCUGGUGGCAAUACAGUCCUGUUGGUUAGCAAUUUAAAUGAAGAGAUGGUUACGCCCCAAAGUCUGUUUACCCUCUUCGGUGUUUAUGGAGAUGUGCAGCGUGUGAAGAUUUUGUACAAUAAGAAAGACAGUGCUCUGAUACAGAUGGCUGAUGGAAACCAAUCACAGCUUGCCAUGAACCAUCUUAAUGGACAGAAAAUGUAUGGCAAAAUUAUUCGUGUUACUCUGUCUAAACAUCAGACUGUACAACUACCUCGAGAGGGACUUGAUGAUCAAGGGCUAACAAAGGAUUUUGGUAAUUCCCCAUUGCAUCGUUUUAAGAAACCUGGAUCCAAAAAUUUUCAGAACAUUUUUCCUCCUUCUGCAACCCUACACCUAUCCAAUAUCCCUCCUUCAGUAGCAGAAGAGGAUCUACGAACACUGUUUGCUAACACUGGGGGCACUGUGAAAGCAUUUAAGUUUUUUCAAAGAGAUCACAAAAUGGCUCUUCUUCAGAUGGCAACAGUGGAAGAAGCUAUCCAGGCCUUGAUUGAUCUUCAUAAUUAUAACCUUGGUGAAAACCAUCAUCUGAGAGUGUCUUUCUCCAAGUCAACAAUUUAAAAAGGGGGAGGUGAAGAUGGAGGGUGUAUCACAUUGUUUGGUGUCAUCACCUAUUGACUGUUCAGAAAAGUGGGGACCAGAGUUUGAUUUUUUUUUGUUUCCUUUUUUUUUUUUCAUGCUGUUAUCAUUCCUUGGUUAUAAAAUGAAAUGGCAUACGUAAAGGCAGAGUGUUAACUGCUAUAUUUCAUCUGUUCUAUAGGGAAGCCAUUAUUUUUGUCUGUUUAAAUUUUUAGUUUAAUUAUACUUUCCUUUUUCAACUUAGUUGACAUACGUGCCUUAAAAAGGAAAACUAGUGUUGCUAUUGUGCAUUUACUAGGAAAAAGGAAUUGGUUGUCUAGGGCACAUUGUUAUAUGGGAAUUACCAUAUGUUUAGGCAGGGGUGUGUAAAAAGGUUAAGUUUUUGUUUCUCCUGCUUGGAACUUAUUUUGAAUUAUUGGCUUGUCACAUUUCUUUCUAUUUACUCAAAUAAGAUACAUGAUACUGAGAGAAUUAAAGCAGCAUUUUUUAGUUUUUACUACCUUAGGCUUUAUUGCUUUAAAAAAACAUUGGCCUUUUGUAUCUCACAAUUCUGGUCUAGAUUCAGUUAUGAAUGUAGGCAUUAGUUAAAAUUAACAAGAUGCAGAGUAUUAAUUUCUUAAGACAACAAAGUGAUUUCUGUAAGUUUGAGCCCUAUGUGGAAAGCAUUGUGGAAUCUUAACCUUUUUGUACACACUCUUGUGGGACGUAUCAUAUAAAUGUCAGCACUAAGUAAUGUCUUGUUUGUGGCUGAAUAUUUUUCGUAGAUGUUUUUGAAGUUGACAUGACUUACGUGCAUUUAAAUAUAUAUUGCCAUCCUUAGUUUGUAAUUAAGAUUUGGAAUAUGGUUGUGGAUUUCUGAGCAUGUGCAGACUGGUCUAGCUAGUUCAGGAACUGGUGCAUGUAUUUUUCAAAGAUAAAGAAAGUGUACUGCGAAAAUUUGCAGGAAGAUUAAUUUUGUGGCAGUUUUCUAAAACUGACAACCAGGUGGGACCAAAGUUUAUGUGCCUUUAGUCUUAAUUUACCUUGCAUUGUAAUAUUCAGUUUUAAUAAAUCUUCAAAAUAUUUUGUAUUUAGGAAUAGAUCUGACUUUAAUAAAAACAUGGCUCAGAAUCUACAGGUCAAAUUAAUUUGAACAGUUCUUGUCAAUCUGAAUUGUUGAUUCUGUUUAAAUGACCAAUACUUUUUGAAAUUGAUGUACUUAGUUUCAAGAUUCAUAGAUUCUGUUAUCUAUGUAGACAGAAUGGUCAUGUAUAUUUUCUAUUAGUUGAGUUUUUACAUCUUUAGAAAUGUAAAAUUCAGUAUAGUUUGAAAGCGGCACAAUUAAAAAUUAAUUUUCUAACAAAGUUGGGAGGUUUGAUGGUUGUUUAAUUUCCUUUUGUGUGUACUCUGCUUACCUCUGUAGCAUGCUCAAUAAACACUUCUGUAGCUCUGUA